Molecule: messenger RNA, 717 nt
Organism: Salvia hispanica
Lineage: Eukaryota; Viridiplantae; Streptophyta; Magnoliopsida; Lamiales; Lamiaceae
Source: RefSeq, a predicted model, not a curated record
AUGUCGUUCAAUCCUCUUUCCGCUAUUCUUAAAGAACACAAACUCGAAGGUCAUAACUAUAUUGCAUGGAAACAAAACUUGGAUAUCGUUCUCACUGCCGAAGAGUACAAAUAUGUGCUCACUACUGAAUGUCCACCCGUACCUGCUGCAAAUGCUUCUGCAGCAGUGAAAGAAACAUACAGGAAGUGGUGUAAAGCCAAUGAGAUGGCGAAGUGCUACAUGUUGGCUUCUAUGUCAACAGUACUUCAACAUCAGCAUCAAGGCAUGAACACUGCUACUGAGAUUAUGAACAAUCUUAAUAACCUUUUUGGUACUCAGAAUCGAGCGGCUAAGUCUUUAGCCUUUCGGAGCAUCAUGACUAAGGUUAUGAAGGAGGGCACACCUAGUUUGCCAGCUAGCUAUCAGCAGUUCAAGCUCAAUUUCGAGAUGAACAAGAGGGCUUACACCCUAGCUGAACUGUUGACUGAGUUGCAGUCAGCGGAGGAUCUUAUGGUCCAGACAAAGGCUGCUAUGAUGAGUUCUAGGCCGUCUUCCUCAGGCUCUAAGCCAGGUAAGGGGAAGAAGAAAGCCCAGAAUGUUGUAGCACCUAAGAUAGCUAAGGGCAAAAAGAAACGGUGCUCGAUGGGCCUCCUUCUGGUGUAUGUCCAUGAACGCCUUGAACCGUUCAUGUUCGUUACACCCCGGCAGGCGGACUCGGACUCGGUUGAGACACCGUGA